AGGGGAGGGGAGGGGGAGGGGAGGAGGUGGAUGGAGGGUGGCAACUGUUCCGCCACCGUUCCAGCCUUCGCUUUUUGCCUUCCUGAGUCUUUCUGAGUCUUUCUGUGCUGGAUGUUGAUGCUGAUGCUCCUGAUGUUGCUGCUUCUCGCACCCGAGACCAACGUGUGGGAUUUUUUUGCCUCCACCUCUUGACUGGUUUGUAUCUACGAGCAGAUGAUCUUUGAUCGUGCAAUGCAAUUGGAAACGGAAGUCGAUGUUGUUCCUCCAUUGUGUUGCAUGCAUGCGAUAGCUUUUUUGUAGUAAUUUGAUCUUUUUUUUUUUUUUGGCUGGUUGGAGACUUGAGCGCGCGCAGCACCAGACACCCGGGUUGUUAGUUAACCUGUACGAGGGGACGAGGGGGAGGCAAACAAAAUAUAAAGAAAUAAGAAUCGGAGAUGCACCUGGAAGCUUGCGCGCACCCAGACCUCUGAUGCAGAGCAUGCAACUUUUUUUGGCAGAAGAAAAAGUUCCUGGAAUGUGAACAGCACGAGAGGAGCACUGGAGGACCUGACCUGGCUUUUUUCUGCAGUGAAUGCGCUUGGCAUGGAGUGAGGGCGGCAUCGCGCCUUUGGUCCUCUGCACUCGCUCGUUUCACGGCCGCUCGGCAUGGUGCGCUCCGGACAGCACGCGCCGAACGGGACGGGCUCGGGCGCGGACUCGGGCGCGCGCACCGACGGUCCCGGCAACGAGGCACCCAAGAGCACGAAAACGCGGCGCGCAAAACCUCCUCCUCCCCCGGGCAGCCGGAACUGUUUCACCGCCAACAGGUCGCUGUUUAUCUUCGCCGAGAAUAAUCCGGUGAGGAAGUACGCGCGGAGGAUCAUCGAAUGGCCUCCAUUCGAGUACAUGAUCCUCACUACCAUUAUUGCCAAUUGCGUCGUUCUGGCUCUGGAGCAGCAUCUUCCUGGAGAGGACAAAACACCCAUGGCCAAAAAACUGGAGAAGACCGAGCCGUAUUUUAUUGGGAUCUUUUGUUUCGAAGCUGCCAUCAAGCUGCUCGCUUUGGGGUUUGUGUUUCACAAAGGCUCAUACUUAAGGAAUGGCUGGAACGUCAUGGAUUUUAUUGUGGUGCUAAGCGGGAUCUUGGCCACUGCUGGAGCUCACAUGAACAUCCCAGUGGACCUGAGGACUCUGAGAGCAGUGCGAGUCCUGAGACCUCUAAAACUCGUCUCAGGAAUUCCCAGUUUGCAGAUCGUCCUGAAGUCCAUCAUCAAGGCCAUGGUUCCUCUGCUGCAGAUCGGCCUCCUCCUGUUCUUCGCCAUACUGAUGUUUGCUAUCAUCGGCCUGGAGUUCUACAGCGGCAAGCUGCACCACACCUGCCGUCCCCAACUUUAUAUCCUCGAUAACGAGACGGUGGACUCCUCCGAGGUAGAGUUUGCAUGUGGAGUGCGCAGGUGUCCAGAGAAAUACGACUGUAACGGCUCGUGGAUCGGCCCGAACGACGGCAUCACUCAGUUCGACAACAUCCUCUUUGCAGUGCUCACUGUGUUCCAGUGUAUUACCAUGGAGGGCUGGACUGCUGUACUUUACAACACUAAUGAUGCGUUGGGUCCCACGUGGAACUGGAUAUACUUUAUUCCCCUCAUCAUUAUUGGCUCCUUCUUCGUGCUAAACCUUGUGCUCGGUGUCCUUUCAGGUGAGUUCGCUAAAGAGAGGGAGCGUGUGGAGAACCGGCGAGCCUUCAUGAAGCUUAGACGGCAGCAGCAGGUGGAGAGGGAGCUGAACGGCUACCGGGCGUGGAUAGAUCGAGCAGAGGAAGUGAUGCUCGCUGAGGAGAAUAAAAACUCAGGAAGGUCUGCAUUGGAGGUGUUGAAGCGAGCCACAAGCAAGAAAAAUGCGAGGCGUCGUGGAGAGGACAAGUAUUCGGAAAUCGCAACAGUUGGGGGCCAAGCACCAAAAGUGUGUGGUCCCAGGCCUCCGGUAAACAUCCGCACUGUGCGACGGGGUCCUGCUGCCUACCUGAGGCGUAAAGAGCGCAUGCUGCGCUUCUCCAUCCGCCGCAUGGUCAAGACGGACAGCUUCUACUGGAUCGUGCUAAGCCUUGUGGGUCUGAACACCAUCUGCGUGGCUAUCGUUCACCACAACCAGCCCGAGUGGCUCACCGUGCUUCAGUACUAUGCAGAGUUUGUAUUUCUGGGACUUUUCCUGGCUGAGAUGUUUCUGAAGAUGUAUGGCCUUGGCUUCCGUCUCUACUUCCACUCCUCCUUCAACUGCUUCGACUGUGGGGUGAUCAUCGGCAGUAUUUUUGAGGUGGUUUGGGGUUUCUUCAGGCCGGGAACGUCCUUUGGGAUCAGCGUACUCAGAGCUUUGAGACUCUUGCGAAUCUUUAAAAUAACCAGGUACUGGGCCUCUUUGAGGAACCUGGUGGUGUCUUUGAUGAGCUCCAUGAAGUCCAUCAUCAGCCUCCUUUUCCUGCUCUUCCUGUUCAUUGUGGUGUUCGCUCUGCUCGGGAUGCAGCUGUUUGGUGGCAGGUUCAUCUUUAAAGAUUACACUCCUGCCAACUUCGAUACGUUUCCAGCUGCUAUCAUGACGGUUUUUCAGAUUCUGACGGGUGAAGACUGGAACGAGGUGAUGUAUAACGGGAUCCGCUCUCAGGGAGGGGUACAGUACGGCAUGUGGUCGUCCAUCUACUUCAUUGUGCUCACGCUGAUUGGUAAUUACACACUGCUGAAUGUCUUCUUGGCCAUCGCUGUGGAUAAUCUCGCCAAUGCCCAGGAGCUUACAAAGGAUGAAGAGGAGGAAGAAGCGUUUUUCAACCAGCGCUACAAGGGCCGGGAGUUUGGCCUCUCUGAACGGAGGCGCAGGCCGUAUCUCUACAGAAAACGAGCCAUUCACAGAGGCAGGCCGAACCCAGCUGAGGCUGAGGAGGAGACGGUGGGGCCUAAACAGGGUGAGGAGCAGCCUUCUUCUAAUGCCUUUGCCAACCGACGUGACAGACGCAACAAGAUCAAAAUGUCUGUGUGGGAGCAACGUGCCAACCAGCUGCGCAGGCGGCGUCAGAUGGCAAGUCGCGAGGUUCUGUUUGACAGCCCUAUUGAGGAUCCUAUGGGCACACCAAUGAGUGGCCACCACCAGGCUCACACUCUUGUACCUUCUGCUGAAGCCAGUCCAGCACACCUGCCCGAGUCGCCAAUGUCAGUCGUCAUGCCUUUACCCGAACCACCCAUGUCGAUCUCGAUUCCACUUCCUGAACCACCUGAAUCUGAGCCAGUGUCUCUGAUGACCUCUGGGAUGGAGGACAGAUCCUCAGUCGGGGUUCAUCGCUCCAAUACAGACAGAAGGCACCGGGUGGCACGCAAGUUCCGGGCUGCUGCAGCAGCAGGUGUCGUGCAGGGUGGCCGACACCGGAGACACAGGCACCGCGAGUCCAGGAGCGAGAAUAAAAACACAGACGAAGAGCAGUUUCAGGAAGGCGGAGAUGAUGCAGAGACUUGCCAGUCUAGACAGAGCUUACUGACGGAUGACACUGAGAUGAUUAUCUCCCAUCAACCUGACAAGGAACCAAAAAGGGACGGUGUGUGUGAGGUUUCAGGGAGAUCUGACGUGUCCGAGGGAGAGUCUGGAAUUCAGUGUACCUGCACGGCCCUUGGCGAAGAAGGAGAGGCCGAGUUCUGCCCGCAGCACCGGGGAGAAAAUACUCCAGAGCAUAAUUACAUCUCAGGGGAAGCCAUCGAUAAUGAGAACAAUGCCUGCUAUUUAAACCAGGGCGAGUCGAUAAUGGAAGCGGGCAUUAUGAAGGAGAUGUCUGCGCAGCCACUUUUAGAGUUAACGCCAAUGACUGUCAGUUUUAAGGAUGUGGAAGCUUCUCACAUGGAAAGGACCAGUAGAGACGAGGAUGAUGACGAUGACUUGGAUGAAGAUGCCCCAACGAAAGCCGCCAAACCCGAAGCACCAGAUAGCAUGUUCAUUUUCAAAAGCAAAAACCCGAUACGGAGAAUUUGCCACUAUGUAGUGACACUACGCUACUUCGAGAUGACCAUUCUGCUUGUGAUCGUGGCUAGCAGCAUCGCUCUGGCUGCAGAGGACCCUGUGAGCACCAACUCUGAGCGCAACCGGGUACUUCGUUACUUCGAUUACGUGUUCACGGGCGUGUUUACAUUCGAAAUGAUCAUAAAGAUGAUCGACCAGGGCCUCAUUCUUCAUGAUGGCUCCUAUUUCCGAGACUUGUGGAACAUCCUAGACUUCAUCGUGGUGGUUGGAGCUCUCAUUGCCUUCGCUCUUACGAAUGUUAUGGGAAACAACAAAGGUAGAGACAUCAAGACUAUUAAGUCUCUGCGGGUUCUGAGGGUUCUCCGGCCUCUCAAGACCAUCAAAAGGCUCCCGAAGCUGAAGGCCGUGUUCGAUUGUGUGGUGACGUCUCUGAAGAACGUCUUCAACAUCCUCAUUGUCUACAAGCUCUUCAUGUUCAUCUUUGCCGUCAUUGCAGUUCAGCUGUUCAAAGGGAAGUUCUUCUAUUGUACAGACGGCUCCAUGGGCACACAGAGAGAAUGCCAAGGCUACUACAUCGAUUACGGGCGGGACAGGAAGGAGGUGAAGAAGCGUGAGUGGAAAAGACACGAGUUCCACUAUGAUAACGUGAUGUGGGCGCUGCUCACGCUCUUCACCGUGUCCACAGGAGAAGGCUGGCCACAGGUUCUCCAGCACUCCGUAGAUGUGACCGAGGAGGAUCACGGACCAAGCCGAGGCAACCGCAUGGAGAUGUCCAUUUUCUACGUGGUGUACUUUGUAGUCUUCCCCUUUUUUGUCAACAUCUUCGUCGCCCUUAUCAUCAUCACAUUCCAGGAGCAAGGGGACAAAUUGAUGGAGGAGUGUAGCCUGGAGAAAAAUGAGAGAGCCUGCAUUGACUUUGCCAUCAGCGCCAAGCCUUUUACACGUUACAUGCCUCAGAACCGACAGACGCUCCAGUACCGACUCUGGCACUUUGUUGUCUCUCCCUCGUUUGAGUACACAGUCCUGGUCAUGAUCGCCCUCAACACUGUGGUCCUCAUGAUGAAGUAUCACUCGGCUCCGGCUGCUUAUGACAUGGUACUGAAGCACCUGAACACUGCCUUCACUGUGCUCUUCUCCAUGGAGUGCAUCCUCAAAAUCAUGGCCUUUGGCUUCAUGAAUUAUUUCCGUGACACUUGGAACAUCUUUGACUUCAUCACUGUCCUCGGCAGCAUCUCUGAGAUCGUUGUAGACUUGCAGUCUGUCAACACGUUUAAUAUGAGUUUUCUGAAGCUGUUUCGUGCAGCCAGGCUCAUUAAGCUCCUCAGGCAGGGAUACACCAUCCGAAUCCUCCUCUGGACCUUCGUCCAGUCCUUCAAGGCAUUACCGUACGUGUGUCUGCUCAUCGCUAUGCUCUUCUUCAUUUACGCCAUCAUCGGCAUGCAGGUGUUUGGAAACAUUCAGCUGAACGAUGAGAGCCAUAUAAACCAGCACAACAACUUCAAGACGUUUUUUGGCGCUUUGAUGCUGCUGUUCAGGAGUGCAACCGGAGAGUCUUGGCAGGAGAUCAUGUUGUCUUGUUUGGCCGGUCAGGAGUGUGAGCCUGACCCCUCCAUCGCUCCUCCCUUCAUCUCUCCAGAUCACGAGGGUGGCUGUGGGACAGACUUCGCCUAUUUCUACUUCGUCUCCUUCAUCUUCUUCAGUUCCUUCUUGAUGCUAAAUCUUUUCGUGGCUGUGAUCAUGGAUAAUUUUGAGUAUCUGACUCGGGAUUCCUCAAUCUUGGGACCGCACCACCUGGACGAGUUUGUUCGGAUCUGGGGGGAGUAUGAUCGCGCAGCAUGUGGUCGUAUUCAUUACACGGCCAUGUACGAGAUGUUGACCCAUAUGUCACCCCCUCUUGGCCUGGGGAAGAAGUGUCCCGCUAAAGUCGCCUACAAGAGGCUGGUACUGAUGAACAUGCCUGUGGAUGAGGACAUGACGGUCCACUUUACCUCCACGCUGAUGUCCUUGAUCCGCACUGCCCUGGAUGUAAAAAUUGCCCGAGGAGGAGAAGACCGAGUGCAGAUGGACACGGAAUUGCAGAAGGAGAUCAGUGUGAUCUGGCCUCAUCUCUCCCAGAAGACCUUGGACCUGCUGGUGCCCGUUAAUAAAGACACAGACAUGACGGUGGGCAAAAUCUACGCCUCCAUGAUGAUCAUGGAUUACUUUAAACAGAGCAAAGCCAAGAAGCUGAGACGGCUGGCUGAGGAGCAACUACAGUUGAGCAGUCCAGCCAUUCCUCUCAUAGCUCACAGUGCAGGCUCGGCUCUGACCAGCGGUGGUUUUGUGGCCCUGAGUCCCAUCUCACCUCAAGAGCUUUUAAUGCAGCCAGUAUCUCAUGACAGGGAAGACAAUGAAGAUGAUCAAGAACCCAUGGCGGACGAGCAGGAGACGGACGGAUUAUGGGAAGAGGAGCAGCCGCCCGAGCGUCUCUAUCGACCACGGCAUAAGAGUUACAAAGCUGCAGUGUCCUAUUCAGAGCAUCAGGCAGAAAAAGAGAGAGGGAGAUCGAAGGAACAGCGCCACCUGCUGUCCCCAAACGCAUCUCGCUUCAACUCGCACGAGAGGAGCUCGAAGUCCUGCUCUCGUUCUCCCAGUGAGGAAAGACGACACGGACACACUCGGCAGGGAAACAGCUCCGACAGCCCUGUGCCCUCCACCUCGGAGUCGAGCACACCGAGCGGCAGGCGUCGCCUCUCUCAGACGCCGACUCACUCGCACCCGCACGUCUCCUACUCUCCCUUAGUGUGCCACACUCAGCCGUCCUCCCAGGCUGAAGACGAGGAGGAGGAAAGAGGUGUCGCUCCCAUUUUGGGCUGCUGCAGCAAUGCGUUAUGGGAUGAAAACGUAGACGAGGAGGAAGUGCAAGCGGGCGAUGGAGAUGAGGAGACGGGGCACAUCGAAGAGGACGAGUACCUGGGCACGGGAGUCCGUCGAUUCCCUUCUGAACCCUACCUCGCCAUGCAGGACGAGGAGCACAGCCCCGAUUCCUCAGCCAUGGAGACUCUGACGUUCGAGGCUGCUGUGGCAACGAGUCUGGGCCGCGCCAACACCGUCACGGCCUCCAUGCGCACACGGGCACGCUUAGGUUGGCACGUCCCUAAUGGGCACUUCCGCAAACGCCUGACGCAGAGCGUCUCCAUCUCCGCCGGCGAGCCUCUCAGCGACACCGAGGACGACAAAUACUAAGUACUGACCAGAAGAAGUCUCUGAAAAGGACGCUGACUCGUGCAGCUGCGUUUUUGAAUAUACCCUACGUACAAGUCAUUAAAAUGGGAGGAGUGCCGCGAUUUUCACCUUUUUUUAACAUAUAAGCUUGUCUUGUUCCGAAAACCAAACACUCUGAGCGUUCAAAGGAGCGAAAAAAAAUAACACUGUACAUUUGCAAACCAGACUGAAGAGCUUCAUCGUCUGUGGGAGAUACUGUAAAGAACUCAGACUGUCAUUGUUUAACACCGAAAUGAAAAUGCUGAUCGGCUUCACGUUCUUCGCACGGUAAACGGUCUCGAAUCAAACUAGGCUACAUGUUGCAGAAUGAAUGUAAGGAAAUGCAAUUCAGUUCCAUGAAUUCGGUUCUACUGGCUCAUUCGUUGUAACACACACACUGAUGCACAAACCGCGCGACAUACACACAUCUUGCAAUGACCUUUAUUUUUUUUUUUUCGUGAGCUCAAAGCCUAAAUGCAUCUACUGUGUUGGAUUCAUUCUGAUUUCUAAACAUUUGUACAAUCUGAAAAAAUAAAAUUAAAUGAAAGCAACUCGAACAUUGGAUA
This is a messenger RNA of Silurus meridionalis, 7778 nucleotides long. RefSeq names its product calcium channel, voltage-dependent, R type, alpha 1E subunit b (gene cacna1eb). NCBI's taxonomy places the organism in Eukaryota, Metazoa, Chordata, Actinopteri, Siluriformes, Siluridae. Gene Ontology annotation, biological process: chemical synaptic transmission; calcium ion import across plasma membrane. Gene Ontology annotation, molecular function: high voltage-gated calcium channel activity. The record is from RefSeq and is a predicted model, not a curated record. Gene Ontology annotation, cellular component: membrane; neuronal cell body; voltage-gated calcium channel complex.